AUGAAUGAAUUACCAGAAGAAUUGGUUACAUUACCAAUUCCAUUGGUAGGAUUGAUUGGUAUAUCAAAUCUACACUUUUACAUUGAAAAGAAUAUAUCAACUAGAUCGAUUGUAGACUUUCAAAGAUUACAUCCAGUCUCACCAAUAGCUACUUCAUCACAGCAACAACAAUCACAUAUAUCACUUGAUCCAUUAUCACCAAAACUUGUUAGUGCAGACACACCCAUUUCAUCAUCUCCUUCAAAUCAAAGUCGUAUUGAACAACAACUAAACAAUGACUUGUUGAUAUCGACACCAAACAAUAGUGGAUCACCAGCACUCCAACAGCAACAACACUCACAAUCACAAUCAUCAUCCCCAAAUAGUUCAACCACUAACACAGUAUCUGGAUGGCGUGUACAAUUACUACAACCACCCAUUAUAAAGGUUGUUUCAAUCGAGGUAGGAGGAUUGACCAACAAAAAGGAAAAGAAGCCCAAUCAUUCAGAGUCAUUCAUUCCACAGGGUGUCAUCAAGGCCAAUUGGAUUCAUAAACACACUGCAUCACUGCCAUCGGUAGUAUCCCUCUUUCUUCAAUGGCCAGAAGAUAAAUCUCCCAAAUCACAUGAUGCUCUACUAUCUCAAAUCGAUGCUGUCAAGGCAAAUAUCAAACAAAGAAAUGUAAAAUUAAUGAUUGUCAUUGUAACCAAUUCUUCAAAUGUUGAUGUAUAUGAUGAAAGAUUUUCAAUGAUUAGAAGAAGAGCUGAUAUUGAUCCAAAAUAUAUAAUCUUUUUAAACAAGAGUGAAAUGAAAAUAUUUGUUAAAAAAUGGGAAAAACUUGCAUUAGAAUUAACAGAUUUACAUUACAAAGAGGAGUGUCAAUCAUCAAAAUCACAAAUUGCAAAAUCAACUCAUCCAUUCCUUGUGAUUAGAUAUCAUUUCAAGAUUGCAUUCUACUCUGAAUUUAGAAAUGAUAUGAAUUCUUCACUUAAAUAUUAUACAUUUGCAUACAAUUCAUUAAAAGAUUGGAAACCAAAUAAUGAUCCAAGAGGUUCAAGAUUUGAAGAAUUAAGAAUGAUUGCUUCAUUUUUAAAUUUCAAGAUUUGUAAAUUUUAUUUAUGGUCAAAUAAUUCAAAUGAAGCAUUACAACAAUUUGAAAGACAUAUUAGAUUAUUCAAGAUUUAUCAUGGACCUGAUGAAAAACAAUUUGGACAUUAUCAAUGGAUUGCAAGAGAGUAUCAAAUCUUUGCCGAGUUGUUGGAGAUGUGUACAAACACGAAUCGAAAUGCUAUACCAGGAGGAUCGAUAUUCUACUACCAAACCGCUGCCAAAUACACCGAGGAGCGUAGAAAGUAUUUCAAAUGGGUGUCUGACAAGUACUCCAAUUCAACGUCGGUACAGAAAUUCAAAGACUCUAAGCCUCGAUUUAAUCUGACUACGGGGUGCAUCUAUAUUGGUCAGCCACCUCCAGAUCUUUCACAUCCACUCGAUCAUUCGACACCUGCCAUGGUUGGAGUAUUACACGACGAUGAAAUGGAUGAUUUCUAUCGAUCCAUUUCGAUAGAGUUGCAAACCAACUAUACCAACUUGAUUGUCGAUCUCUUGGGACGUGCUUUUGAACAAGCUACCAUUCAUAGAAACACUCGUAUCAUUUCAUUUAUUGAAUCACUAAUUGCAAAUGAAUACUUUAUCGAUCAUCAAUAUGAUAUGGCUCUCCAAUACUUUAACCACAAUGCUCUUACCUAUCGUCGAGAGAAAUGGUGGAUGUUGUUAACCUACACUCUUUCAAUGUGUCUUAAAUGUGUUCAUAAUUUAAAUCAACCAACUAGUUAUAUUGGUUAUGCUAUGGAUUUACUUUCUCCAGAUUUAACAAAUUCUAAAAAGGAAAGAUCAAUUAUUCAACAAUUUUUACUUUAUGUAUUGGUUGAUUCAAGUAAAUUAUCGCCACCAAUUUCUUUAACUGCUCCACUUGAUGUUAAAAUGGAUCAUACUCAUCCUCUAAUUAAUUGUAGAGUACAAUUUCCACAUAGUAUUGCAACAUCACAUAGUAAGACUGAAUUUUUUGUAGUGAUUGAAUCACAUUUCCCAGAUCCAAUUCGUUUCUCAAAGUUGAGAGCUGUAUUUUCGGAUCCAUCUUACAACAAGGUAUUAAACGGUGAUCAAUUGUCAAUUGUUGAUCCCAUUUCACCGACUCUAAAGAUGAAUCAAGAGAGAAAGGAUCUUGUAUUUCUACCAAAUGAAUCUCGUCUCUUUUCAUUCACUCUGGCAACCAAGGAAAAGAUGGAACUAGAAUGUCAAUCUGUUAUUUUAGAAUUGGGGUCAUCACCAUCUGUCAAUUUCUGUUGGAAUAUUUCUGAAUGGGCAAUUAAAUCUGAUCAAGAAUCUUCUGAUAAAGAUCAACAUAAUCAACAACCACAAGUUAAAAAGAAUCAAGUGACUCUACAACAACAGCAACAACAACAACAACAACAAUUGGUAAAACCAGAUCCUUAUAAAAAGUUUUUAGAACGUUCAUCAAUUAGAAUUCUCGAUCAUGAAUCACUUAUUCAAAUCAAAUGUAAUCAUACUCCACCAGCCAUCAUCAAUGAAUUCUAUGAAAUCGAAUUGGAACUUGUAAACAAUGACAAAGAGAUUACCAAGGGUACUAUUACUUUUGAACUUUUAAAUCCAAAUAUUGCAACUAAUCAACAACAACAACAACAGCAACAAACAGAGUUAUUAUUACCAACGAUUGAAAUUAAUAACAAACCAUUAGUAUCUUCACCAUCAAUCACCCAAAUUCACCAAACCCAACAACAAGCAGAAAGAGGAAUCUACCCCAAACCAUCAUUCUCUGAACAAUUGUCAACUCUUUCCCUACCACAUAUCCAAGAAAAAGCAUCAUUUAAAAAGAUCUUUUACUUGCACUCAUCUCAAAUCGACGAGAACCGAUUGGUGAUCAAUGUGUCGUACGAGACCAAGUCCAAUGAAAUAUCACACUCUAGCAAGGGAUUCAACUUCCCCGUCCAGAUUGGGUUCCUCACUCAAUUCCAAUUCUUUAGUACCAACUUUACACCCAACGAUAUGUAUGAUGGCGCCAUUGUUGCCAAGGAGCCACUCCUUUUACUCUGCGAUAUCCGUAUGAAUCUUCCCUACGAUGUCGUCAUUGAUAAAACGACGCUAAAGAUCAACAAUGUGAGUCAGGCUACUCUGAACCCAUUGAUGAUGGGUGCCAGUGAUGAAUCGGGGGCACCCAACGACGCAUCAUCAGUGCCCGUAGGUCAUCUACUCAGCUCGUCCAACUCGAAUCUCUCGCCAUCCACAUUGACUCGUGACGGCAACUAUAGCUGUUGGUUUAAUCUCAUUCCACUCAUCACUGGUGAAUCUCUAUCUUUGGGAUCACUCACCAUUUAUUGGCGUAGAAAGGUCAAGGGUAAUGACCAAGACGACAAGUCAAUUGUAUCUCAACUACCUAUUUUACUGCCACACAUGCGUAUCACUACCAACCCGUUCAUAACCAAUGUCAACGUACCAUCGUACGGAGUUGUUGGUGUGCCAUUGGCUCAUAGCAUCGUGAUCACCAACAACACCAACUUUUUACAAGAGUUUGAGUUGUUGGUCACCAACCCAGCUUCGUAUGGUGGCUCUGACGCACCAUUCCUAUUUGCAGGCGACCGUGUCGGAACAUUCUCUAUCCAUCCAGAAUCAACACAUGAGAUUCGUCAUGUACUACUACCACUUGUCGCAGGUAAACAUCCACUUCCUCACUUUAAAAUCACUUCGAAACGAUUCAACAAGGAAUUACCAAAGACUAAAAAUACAAAUGAAUUCCUAUUUGUUAAACCAUUCCUAUCAAAUUAA
This is a messenger RNA of Cavenderia fasciculata, 3819 nucleotides long. Its product is annotated as DUF1683 family protein. The record is from RefSeq and is a predicted model, not a curated record. Lineage: Eukaryota; Evosea; Eumycetozoa; Acytosteliales; Cavenderiaceae. Bases 1 to 3819 code for a protein of 1272 amino acids. The transcript is spliced from 6 exons.